This is a messenger RNA of Merops nubicus (carmine bee-eater), 3735 nucleotides long. It is a transcript of the gene MYO16, whose product is annotated as myosin XVI. The annotation marks the transcript as partial. NCBI's taxonomy places the organism in Eukaryota, Metazoa, Chordata, Aves, Coraciiformes, Meropidae. Gene Ontology annotation, biological process: neuron projection morphogenesis; phosphatidylinositol 3-kinase/protein kinase B signal transduction; negative regulation of G1/S transition of mitotic cell cycle. The record is from RefSeq and is a predicted model, not a curated record. The transcript is spliced from 18 exons. Gene Ontology annotation, cellular component: perinuclear region of cytoplasm; nucleoplasm; myosin complex. Gene Ontology annotation, molecular function: cytoskeletal motor activity; protein phosphatase binding; actin filament binding.
GAGGUGGAGAACCUGUUUGUGAUCCUCUCGGCCAUCCUGCACCUCGGGGACAUUGGCUUCACAGCCCUGACAGACGCUGAGACAGCCUUGGUGGCCGACCUGCAGCUCCUGGAGCGAGUGGCAGGGAUGCUACAGGUUUCACCAGAUGAGCUUGCUUCAGCCUUAACAACUGAUGUUCAGUAUUUCAAAGGGGACAUGAUUGUACGGAGGCACACCAUGGGGAUGGCAGGAUUUUACAGGGACCUCUUGGCAAAAUCUCUGUAUGGUCGUUUAUUCAGCUUUUUAGUCAACACAAUCAACUGCUACCUUCAAAAUCAAGAUGAAGCUGGCAGCGAGCAGGUCUUUGAAAUUGGAAUACUGGAUAUUUUUGGGUUUGAAGAAUAUCAAAAGAAUACUUUUGAACAGCUGUGUGUCAACAUGACCAAUGAGAAGAUACACCAGUACAUCAAUGAGGUGCUUUUCCUACAAGAGCAAGCAGAAUGUGUCCAAGAGGGGGUUGCCAUGGAAACGGUGUAUUCUCCUGGGAACCACUCUGCAGCCUUGGAUUUUUUCUUUCAGAAACCAUCAGGAUUUUUGUCCAUGCUGGAUGAAGAAAGCCAAUCUGUCUGGGCAGUGGAGCAGAGUCUGUCUAAACGCAUCCAGUCUUACCUGGAGACAUCAGACACACACACAGUGUAUUCCUCCACGAAAGAUGGGAAUGGCAACCUUGCCCCAAAGGAUCAGGGCUCCACCUUCACUGUUAUGCAUUAUGCUGGCAGGGUUACUUAUGAAGUUGCUGGUGCAAUAGAAAAAAACAAAGAUUCCCUUUCACAAAAUCUCAUUUUUGUAAUGAAAACCAGUGAAAAUGUGGUUGUCAAUCAGUUGUUCCAGUCCAAGCUGACCCAAACUGGAUCACUUAUUCCUCCAUAUCAUUCCCUUCAAGUCAGAGGGUGUAAAGCAGCUUUGCUGAGUAAGAAGCCAUCAGUAGCCUGUGCAAGUGGAGCAGCAAAGAAAUACAUUGAGCUCAGCAAGCUCUUGAAAAAGAAAGGAACAUCCUCAUUUCUGCAGAGACUGGAACGAGGGGGCCCAACCACUGUGGCAAUACAGCUCAGGAAAUCACUCACAGAUAUCCUUGGGAAGCUGCAGAACUGCACACCACAUUCUGUUCAUUGUAUAAAGCCUAAUAACUCCAAGUUGCCAGAUAGUUUUGACAAUUUUUAUGUGUCAGCUCAGCUGCAGUACAUUGGUGUCCUGGACAUGGUCAAAAUCAUCCGCCAUGGAUAUCCAGUCCGUCUCUCUUUCACAGACUUCUUGUCAAGGUAUAAAGAUUUGGCUGAUACAGCAGCAGGAGAGAAGAAGAAGUUGUCUGCCAAGGAGAGAUGUCGUCUUGUUCUUCAGCAGUGUAAAUUACAGGGCUGGCAGAUAGGAGUCCGAAAAGUCUUUCUUAAGUACUGGCAAGCUGACCACCUCAAUGAUCUGUGCCUUCAGCUGCAGAAGAAGAUCAUAACCUGCCAAAAAGUGGUAAGAGGAUUUCUGGCUCGCCAGCGCUUGCUGCAGAAGAUGAGCAUCAAACAGCAAGAGGUCACCUCCAUCCAGAGCUUCCUGCAGAAGGCUGAGGACCUGGGGCUGAAGGCAUACGACACCCUGGUCAUCCAAAAUGCUGCUGACAUCGCCCGGGAGAGCGACCGGCUCCGCAACGAGCUCAACGCUGCCUACCACAGGGAGAAGCUGGAGCCCAGGGGCAGGCCAGAAGAAGGCCACAAAAGAGCUGAAGACAAGGGUGGGAAGGUCCCCGAGGACAGCUUGGCCGGCUGCCGGGCGCCGAGGCACUUCCACUCCAGCUCGGUGCCCGUCCCCAUGGCCGUGGAUGGCUUGGUCCAUUCUGGGGGUGGGUCGUCCAUCAGAUCCCCCUCCCUGCACUCGGUGUUCAGCGUGGAGGACAGCAGCAGCCUGCCAUCCCCCAGGAAACAGCCUCCUCCCAAACCCAAGAGGGACCCCAGCACGCGGCUGAGCGCGUCCUACGAGGCCGUCAGCGCUUGCCUGGCGGCGGCCAAGGAGACCGCCAACGAAGUACUGACCCGUCCAAGGCCACACAGUGAUGACUACAGCACCAUGAAAAAAAUACCUCCCAGAAAACCAAAACGAAGUCCCAACACCAAACUUAGUGGUUCUUAUGAAGAAAUACCUGGGCAGAAGCCUGGGGAUGGAAAACAGGCAAGCACAGGAGCUAAAGCAGGGGGCUAUGACACUGUGACAAUACAGAAGGCAGCUUCUGCUGAUGGGCCACAGCAUGGUGUGUUGAGUCUCUACAUGUCACAAGAAGAGGAGGAAAAUGAGCCUGUGUAUAUUGAAAUGGUAGGGAAUGCAAUGAAAAGUGGCUCUGCUGAGGCAGAAAGUCCAGAACAAGGAGAGUCUGUGUAUGAAGAGAUGAAGUAUUUUCUACCAGAAGAAGGAAGCAAUGGUAAUGGGAUGAUUCCAGUAGUGACUGGUUCUCCUCCUCUGCUGUUUGAAAGCAAAAAAAAUGUUAAUGUUGAAGAUGGGCCAUUGGAAGGAAACAGCCAAGCAGCUUUGAUCUAUAAAGACUCAUGUGACAUUCCAGCUCCUUUCCCUAACUUGCUUCCCCACAGGCCACCACUUCUUGUGUUUCCUCCCACCCCUGUCACCUGUUCUCCUGCUUCUGAUGAAUCACCUCUAACACCACUGGAAGUCAAGAAGCUUCCUGUCUUGGAAACCAACCUCAAAUACCCCGUGCAGUCAGAAGGCUCCAGUCCAUUGUCACCACAGUACUCCAAAGGUCAGAAAGGGGAGAAUGAAAGACCAACAUCUCCAGGCUUGAUUGUGUUCAACGUUUCCAGCAAAGUGACCCCUCCUUCCACACCACCUCCUCCUCUCCCACCACCCCCUCCUCCUGUACCACCUCCUGUUUCCUACCGGGCUUCCACCCAUUUUGCCUUUCCUCCAGAGACUUGUGCUACUUUUCUGAUCAACACAGGGAAAACAGGUACAAACUCAGACCUGCCAAAAGUACCUCAGAGACCCAAUCCUGCCCAGCUGGGAUGCUCAUCUCCAUUCUCCAAACGGCCUUAUUCCCCAAAGGUGGCGAGAGCAGAGCACAGGAAACUCAACUCCAAUUCCCCAUCCUCAUUUCCAUACAGCCCCACCAACUCGAGGGCCCUGACCAGUCCCCUGGAUGAGUUAACCAGUUUGUUCAGCUCAGGACGGAGCGUGCUGAGAAAAUCUGCAGCAGGGCGUAAGAUCAGGGAGCCAGAAGGUGCUGAAACUAAUCUGAACUUGAGGAGCAGGGAAGAUCCAAAUGCAUCAGAUGUUGGAUCAGAAAACCAGGAUAAAAAUGCAAAUAACCAUGGAACUCAGUCAUCUAACCCACUGCCCAGUUCUGUGACUGCUGAGAAUGGAAAUUCACUAUCAAAUGGUUUACCAGAGGAAAAUGAAUAUUCAAGACUGUCAGCCAGCACUACAGCAGCCUCAUCAGUUCAAAGACACAGGGAGAGCCACACAAGUCAGGUUAUUCACCAGCUCAGACUGUCCGAGAAUGAGAGCGUGGCUCUGCAAGAACUUCUGGACUGGAGGAGGAAGCUGUGUGAAGAGAGAGAAGACUGGCAGCAAAUCUUGCACAACACUGAGCAGAGGAUCACAGCCCCACCUCCACCUCCUUGCAAAAAGCCAACGCUGCUGAAGAAGGUGGAGGAGACCUCCUGCAACAGGCUCUCCUCGGGGCUAUGGGAUACCAGCAUGUGA